This is a messenger RNA of Mytilus californianus (California mussel), 4212 nucleotides long. RefSeq names its product von Willebrand factor A domain-containing protein 5A-like. The record is from RefSeq and is a predicted model, not a curated record. Gene Ontology annotation, molecular function: protein binding. Lineage: Eukaryota; Metazoa; Mollusca; Bivalvia; Mytilida; Mytilidae. The transcript is spliced from 21 exons. The coding region runs from base 594 to 2957 and encodes 787 amino acids.
GGAAGGUUGUGAUUGAAUUUGGGGGUUAUGGCCCAAACGAUUCAGCCUGGAAUUGGGGCCGGGCAAAAAGGGGGGGGGGAAAGGUUGUUCUGGUUAAUGGACAAUUACUUAAGUAUUAUAUAGUCACUGGAUCUCUAUGAAAUUGAAACACAAGGUUCCAUACCACAAAGGGAAGGUUGGGUUUGACUUUGGGGGGUUAUGACUCAAACCGUUCAGGAAUAAGGUGGUUAUUAUAAUAUUAGAUGUGUCUCUCACGGUUCAGAUUAAACGUUAAGAAAAUAUCCAUCAUAAAAAAAAAAAUUUUAAUAUCAAAUACUACUUUUUUUUCUUUAACAAAUUUCAAAUUUCAAAGAAAACCAUCGAAAAGUUAAAAUGUUAUUGAAGACACAAUUAUUUUCUGGUUUGUUCAUGUCCGUGUUUAGCAUGUAGGUGUUUAGCGGAACCCAGUAACUUCCAAGAUUCCCGCCAAAUUGUCACUCUAGAAAAAUGUGUUAUCAGAUAAAGACAGCUUAAUCUGUUUACAGAACAACUGAUUUGGGAUACAGAAUUUUUCCUGACCUCACAUACAGUUCAUCAGUAUAUUAGAUUUUAGUAUGGCCAGUCGCAUCAAAAUGGAAAAUGGAAAGAAGUAUGGUCUGCUGUCAGGACAAAAACCUGUGUCGUUAACAGAAUCAAAAACACAUGUGACAAUCCAAGGCUUCAUUGCCAAUGUUGAAUCUAACUUGACCUAUGUUAACAACUACACAGAAUCUAUUGAGACACGUUAUGUCUUUCCUAUUGACGACAUGUCAGCUGUGUAUAAGUUUGAAGCAGAUAUUAAUGGCAGACAUAUUGUAGCAGAAUGUCAGGAAAAACAACAGGCUAAGAUAACCUUUGAAGAAGCUACAUCUACUGGUCAGACUGGGUUUUAUCUAUCAGAGAGUAAAUAUGCUGGAGAUAUUUUUGUGUGUAAGCUUGGUAACUUGGAUGCAGGUGAAACUGCAGUAUUGACCAUGGCAUAUGUUGUAGAGUUAACUGUUGAACCAGAUGGGGGUCUGAAGUUUGUUUUGCCAUAUGUUUUGAAUGCUAGAUAUUCAUCAGCUGGAUCUACAGAGAACUCAGAAAAACCAGUCAAGAAAGAAUUCACUGCAUCAGUAAAGGGUCAUCACAAGAUCAAAUCUGUUAACACUUAUAGAGAUGAUUUACAGUUAAAGAUAUUUGAUGAUCGACAUUCAGCAGAGAUAAAGUUAAAGGACAUACAUCAUCAAUACAGAGAUUUGGAAUUUUCUGUGUCUUACGAUGAUGUUUCUAAACCAGAAGCAAUAUUGGAAGUUGGUGAUCGGAGUAAAGAUGGUUUAUUAAAAGAAGAUGUUUUGAUGUUGAAUUUUAUACCAGAUUUGAAGAAUCAUUGUGGAAAUGUUAAAAGGGAAUUUAUAUUUGUUAUGGACAGAUCAGGUAGUAUGGAUGGAGAUAGAAUGGAGAAGUCUAAAGCAGCAUUACUCCUUUUCUUGAAGAGUUUACCUGUUGGAUGUCUUUUUAAUAUUGUAUCAUUUGGAAGUGAUUACAGUUUUUUGUUUGACAGAAGUCAACAAUAUAAUAAAGAAAGUCUUGCUGCUGCAAAACAUCAUCAAAAUGAAAUGAUGGCCAACAUGGGUGGAACAGAGAUUUUAUCUCCAUUAUCAGCAAUCUAUAGCAUCGAGAAUAAUAAAGACUAUCCAAGACAGAUUUUUCUGUUAACAGAUGGUGAAGUUGGUAAUACUGAAGAUGUUGUAAAUCUAGUUGGACAAAAUUCUCAUAAUUCAAGAGUAUUUACAUUUGGAGUUGGUCAUGGAGCUUCUACAAGUCUGAUCAAAAAUGUAGCUAAAGCUGGUGCAGGAAGAGCAACAUUUAUCAAAGAUGAAAAAGACAACAUGAAAGCCAAGGUGAUUAGAGCUUUAGAGUUUUCCAUGGAAGACAGUUUGGCAGAUAUUGUUUUGGAAUGGAAUCUUCCUAAAGGAUGCACAGCUACAAACAUCCCUUCACAACAACCUAAUGUAUUUAAUGGAGAUAGACUUUCCAUUUUUGCUCUUCUUCAGAAUACAAAUAAAGCGAAAUCUGUUGAAGGGUCAGUAACUCUGAAAGGUUUCAUUUCUGGAAAACAACUGGCUCAUACUAUGGAUAUCAAAGCCUCAUCUUAUUUACAUCCAGAUUUGCCAAUUCAUCGUGUGGCUGCAAAACACCAAAUUAAAGAGCUAGAAAAUGGUCAAUUAUCAGACAACACUAAAGAGAAGAUCAUCAUCAUAAGUACAGCAGCCAAAAUCAUAUCUAAAUACACAGCCUUUGUGGGAGUGGAUGUACAAACAAAACUCCCAGUAACUAAUAAAAAGGGACAAAUAGUUCCUCUACAAUUAUUCAUCAAGACCUUAACAGGAAAGGUAAUCUCAAUACACAUUGACAGUAGUAGCACUAUUUCGGAUUUAAAGCAUUCCAUUCAGGACAAAGAAGGUAUUCCACCUGAUCAACAAAGACUUAUACAAGGAGGCACUGGAAUACAGUUGGCAGAUGAUUGCACUUUUGAUGAUUAUGGUAUUACAGAUAGUGAUACCCUUCACUUGGUACUGAGACUUCGAGGAGGUGGAUGUAGUCCAGAACAAUGGAUAAAGAUGGGAUCAGAAAAAUAUGGUGAUAUUAUGAUGAAUUUAGUUGAUCUGCAGCAGUAUGAUGGACCAUGGAAGUAUUCAGAAGAUUUAGUGAAGUUCUUAGGAACAAAUGAAGAAAAUUUUCAGAAAUUUAAAAGUUACAAAAGUUACAAGUUGGAUGUUUGGUGCACAGCCUAUGUAAUAGUGUUCCUGCAGAAAUUCCUUCAGGAUCGUGACGUUGAAUGGAAGUUUAUUGUGAGCAAAGCUAUGGGUUGGCUAGAGUCACAGAAAUUGUCAGGGCAGGGUGUGAUCAAAUUAUUAAAUGAUAUCAGGAAUGAAGAUAUGCCUGUUAUGUAUUGAUAGACAGUCUACAAUGAUAUAAUUAACACUUUUAAGUUACCUACAAAACACAUCAGUGCAUGAAAAUAUCAUAUAUUUGUCACUUAUUGAUGAUGGUAGAUGUUUUGUGGUUGUGAUCUGUGUGACAACAUUUAGCAUUGUCAACAUCAGGUGAGAUUUUGCCUGAUGCAUGUAAAUAUUAUGUAUCUGCAUGGCAAUGUAUCAUCAGUAGAAAUUUGUCUGAUAGAUUUUAGCUAAUACCAUGUCAGUUCAUUACUAGUAUAACUGACAGUGUCCCUCAACUAUAAGAACAGUGGGCUAACACAAAGGGCUAAGUGAGCUCUUCUCAUCACUUUGCGUCCUCAUCUCAUCGUCGUCGAUGCCGUCGUCUGUUAACUUUUGCAAAAAUCUUUUCCCCUGAAAAUUACUGGGCCAAAUUUAAACAAAAAGUGCUACAAUUAUCAUUGGGGUAUUUAGAUAAAAAUAUGUGUCCGAUGACUCCGCCUGCCAAUCAAGAUGGUUGACAUGGCUAAAAAUAGAACAUAGGGGUAAAAUGCAAGUUUUGUCUGUUCCUUUGAAAACAGCUAUAAAUAGAGAAAAUCUGACUGGGGAACCUCUACAUUAAACAGGCCUGAAUACAUAAACCACAUGAAGUUAAGGUUUAUCUGAACCUUUGCAUUAAACAUAUCUGAAUGCAUAUACCACAGGAAGUAAAGACUCAUCUGAACCUCUUCAUUUACCAGCCUGAAUUUGUAUACAACAUGAAGGAAAGGCCCUUCUGAACCUCUUCAUUAUCCAGGCCUGAAUACAUAUACCACGAGAAAUAAAGGCCCCUCUGAACCUCUACAUUAACCCGGCCUGAAUACAUAUACCACAUUAAGUAAAGUCCCCUCUGAACCUCUACAUUAACCAGGCCUGAAGACAUAAACAACAUGAAGUUAAAAACCCUCUGAACCUCUACAUUAACCAGGCCUGAAUACAUAUACCAUAUGAAGUAAAGUCCCCUCUGAACCUCUACUUUAACCAAGCCUGAAUGCAUGUACAACAGGAAGUAAAGGCCCCUCUAGACAUAUACAUUAGCAACUAUAAGAAAUAUUUAAAGUCAUUUAACAUAGUUUUCUUGAUGUUAUCUUAAAAAAGAAACUUUAGCAACAUGGUCAUAUGAUACAAUAACUUUUUUGUCUAUCUUGGCAUGUGCAUAUACUGAUUUUGUUAUGAUUGUUAGAAUAAUUAUUGUUAGAUGUGUUUUUCUUUUGCAUAAAGUUUCUCAAACAUU